AGAGGUGAUGUUCGGUGAGUCCGCGGAGUUGACGGAAAUGUCAGUUAAUGGUCCCUUCCUGUAUGCGCAGCUCUCCUUGACGAUGUGCGUCUUUGCGUGAGAAAGAGAAAGGAAGAGAGAGUUUAGGGCGGGUGUCGCUUCUCCCACCGGACUAGAGCUGCAGCAGGCUACGUUUGGAGGGUGGAGAAGAGUACAGGAAGAGACAGAGGGGCGGCUGGGACUCGACUGAAAGAGAGUGGGACGUUUAAUUAAGUGUUUCUGCAGAUUACUUUCUCACCAUGGGGAGAACAACUAAGAUGGCAUUGCAGUAAACCCGGACAAGAGACGAGAGGUUGCAGAAUACGAAGUCGCAGGCAGCAACACAAAACCAGAUCUUCUUUUCGUCACGCCGUCGUCUCUUCUUCCACAGUGCUGUACAUGAUUGUUUUCCCAAGAAGACAGUAGCGACGAACGUCUCGCUCUUCCUUGUGUAAUUCUUACCUUUGACUCUGACCCUUGACCUUUAGCUCUAAGAAUGAGCAGUUUGGUAGCGAAGCUAGACCCACGGAGGGUACAAUGGCGCUCGACGUGGAACACCUUUACGUCACGUGUCCUGAGGACCAAACCUGUGGAAUCCAUGUUGGAUUCGGCCGUGACGGGCACCGGGGAACACGGGACCAAACUGGCCCGGGUCUUAUCUACAGUGGACCUGGUGUCGCUGGGCGUGGGCAGCUGCGUCGGGACGGGGAUGUAUGUGGUCUCGGGACUGGUCGCCAAGGAGAUGGCUGGUCCCGGGGUCAUUGUGUCCUUCAUUAUUGCCGCGGUGGCCUCCAUACUGUCAGGAGUGUGUUAUGCAGAGUUUGGCGUGCGGGUGCCCAAGACCACAGGUUCGGCCUACACCUACAGCUACGUGACCGUGGGCGAGUGCGUGGCGUUUUUCAUCGGCUGGAACUUGAUUCUGGAGUAUCUGAUCGGCACAGCGGCGGGGGCGUCGGCUCUCAGCAGCAUGGCGGACUCACUGGCCAAUCACACUAUCAGCAACUUUAUGAUAACACACAUCGGAACGCUCAGUGGCUUGGGUAAAGGGGAGCAGUCGUACCCAGACCUGCUGGCGCUGCUGAUCGCUCUGCUGGUGACGGUGAUCGUUGCUUUGGGAGUGAAGAACUCUGUGGGCUUCAACAACGUGCUGAACGUCAUCAACCUCGUAGUGUGGGUGUUCAUGAUGAUCGCCGGGCUGUUCUUCGUCAACGGAGAGAACUGGGACGAUGGGAGAUUCCUGCCCUUUGGCUGGUCUGGGGUGAUGCAGGGUGCGGCCACCUGUUUCUAUGCCUUCAUUGGAUUUGACAUCAUUGCUACAACAGGAGAGGAGGCCAAAAGUCCCAACACCUCCAUCCCCUAUGCCAUCACUGCCUCACUGAUCACCUGCCUCACUGCCUACGUCUCUGUUUCUGUGAUCCUGACUCUGAUGGUGCCGUACAAUAAGAUUGACGCAGACGCCCCGCUCAUGGAGAUGUUUGCCGUGCAUGGCUGUAUGUUCGCAAAGUAUAUUGUGGCGGUUGGCUCCAUAGCAGGACUCACUGUUUCUCUCCUGGGGUCCCUGUUCCCUAUGCCCAGGAUCAUCUAUGCCAUGGCGGGAGACGGGCUGCUGUUUAAGUUCCUGGCCAAUGUGUCUUCCUACACAGAGACCCCUGCUGUUGCCUGUGUGGUGUCAGGCUUUCUGGCUGCCCUGCUGUCCCUCUUGGUCAGCCUCAGAGACCUCAUAGAGAUGAUGUCCAUAGGAACCCUGCUGGCCUACACCUUGGUAAGCCUGUGUGUGCUCCUGUUGCGUUACCAACCUGAGAGCGACAUCCAUGGCUUUGUGAACUUCCUCUCUGAGGAGCAGAACAACAAGAGAAAGGAAGGCGUUCUGGCUGAGUGCGAGAAAGACGCCUGUUCACCGACAAGCGAAGCAGAUGAGUAUGGAGGUCCGGCCACUAACACCUGUGGAGCCAAAAACCUGCCGUCGCUGGGCGACAACGAAAUGCUGAUAGGCAAACCAGAUAAAACCGCCUACACUGCCAGCCACCCAAACUACGGCACAGUGGAUAUGACCACCGGCAUCGAAGCAGAAGAGUCCGAGGGAGGGCUGUCCCGGCGGUUGAAGAAGCUCAUUGGACCACGCUACUACACCUUGAGGAUCCGAUUGGGCCUCCCGGGAAAGAUGGACAGGCCAACCCCCGCCACGGGGAAAACUGUUACUGUGUGUGUGCUGCUCCUCUUCAUUUCCAUCUUCGCUUUCUGUUCCUUCGUCAUUUUUGGAGCAAACAGUAUCGGGGAGGGUCGCUGGUGGGCUUUGCUGCUUUUAAUCUUCUUCAUCAUCUUCCUUGCCCUGCUCGUCAUCAUCAUCCUCCAGCAGCCAGAGAACCCAAAGCGGCUGCCCUACAUGGCGCCCUGUGUGCCCUUUGUACCUGCUUCAGCCAUGCUGGUCAACAUCUACCUCAUGCUUAAACUGUCCGCCAUCACCUGGAUACGAUUUUCCAUCUGGUGCAUCGUGGGCGUGAUCAUCUACUUUGGCUACGGCAUGUGGAACAGUAAGCUGGAGAAAGCGGCCAGAGAGAACGAGGUGCACGCCUCCACCUACCAGCGCUACGAUCAAGGUGUGGACGAAGGCUUCUGCGGCUUCGACGACGAUUUCUACCCGCCUACCACUGACCCCUGGGCUGCGUCGCAGGGGGGAUCGGGGCCCACCCCGCCCCCUGCGGCAAAACCCGAAAGUGACGGGGCGCCAUCGAAAAGUGGAGCCAGGACCGUUGCCAAUCAAAACCUCGCGGAGGAGGAUCCGAUGGAUUUCUGAAGGGACUGACUCUGUGUUACCCUGAAUGUACUGCCUUGUCUGCUGCCUGGGGAAAGGGAAGGGGAACACGUGUGAGCGCAUGAAUGAUUGUGUGCGCGUGCGUGUGUGCAUGCCUGCAUGUGUGUGUGGUUUUUUGUUUGUUUGUGUGUCUAACCCUUGGGCUAGAUAGUUUCUUGACAGUGACCUCACCUUACUCACACCCCAGUUCACACAUUCAAAUGAGGACGUCAAGGUCAAGUGUCUUGUCACAGUCACUUGUUAUUCACUUACUGGAGUCCACGUCCCACGCAAUCAAAAGCCAGAUAGGAAAGUGUCGACGUAGCACGAGAUACAAUAAAAUGUGGUUCACCGUUAACUGCAUAUCUACGAAUGUACGGGAUAUAGGGGAGGAGAAGGUGGUGAGCAAGGGACAGAUGAAUCAGCACCUCUCUUCCUGCUUCGACAAAGACAGGCAGGAAAAGUUAGAUGACAGAAUGCCAAACCCAAGCAAUUUCCUUUGUACAGGUCUGACUUUCUCUGCUCCUUUCAUUCUCACCACACAGGAAAACGUCUCCACAUGCUCUCGAUAACUCGAAAAACUUGCUUAGAAAUCAAAAACGUCUUUAAACAUUUCCCCCCCUGACCCCUAACAUCUAGCCCAAGGGAUUCAGAACUGGAUUGGGAAGAGGGUGUAGAUGUUUUUCUGUCACAAAUAGUACUUGGACUUUGCUUGCAAUAGUGCCUUCAUCUACAGUAUGUGUAUGUGAGUUUCUGAUUACGUCCGUUUUAUACUUUCAUUUUGCCUGAGUAUGUGUGAGGGUGUAUGUGCAAUCAAACUCCACCUUUUACAUUGAUACUCAUGUCUGUGUGCGUGUAGAUAUAAAGUGUGUUCUUCAGGUGGUUUCACUGUGUAUGUGUAGGUAUUUGUUAUGUUUAGUUAAACACUAAUCACUCCCAGCAUGAAGCUCAAAAUCAAUCCGCCCGCAACAAAGCAGCUCAUGGUGCAAUACAACACAUGCUUGUCAGCUCACCGGCGUACCUAAAGAGAGGAGAGAGCGUAACAGACAGAGAGAGAGAACACAGACUGAAUCCUAAUUGACAACCUGCAUGGUUUAUUGUGAUGAAUGUCAUAUUUUCAUGUGUGCUUGUCUCUCUGUUGUCUCUCUGUUGAUGCUUGUUUUUCAGGGCUGGGAAGAAAUUCAUUUUCAGUUCAUUCAAUUGAGGAUGUGGAUUCUCUGCAGAGCUUGUAUCUUUUUCUCCUAGAGAUGAGAACGAAAAUUAAGGACUGUACGAAAACGAUUAUUAUUGAGGAUUUUAUUUUGUUUGACAUUUUUGGGAGAGGAUGAUUUAAAGUUUUCCUCUUCUCCUAGAUUGUUAUUUUAUUUCAAUUUUCCUCAGCAGAUUAAGUUAUUAGUUAAUUGUUGGAUUAAAUUGUACCAAUAUUAUUGCAUUAUUUCUAUAUUGGGGGAGGGUAUUUCAGUUUUCUAAGUGUUAAAUAUGCUGUGGAUAGCUUUGGGUUACAACCCCCCCCCCCCCCCCCCCCCCCCCGCCCUCCUCACAACAAUAGUUUUCUUACAGUCCCUAACUGAGAAGGAUUGUGUUGUAAAUAAUUGGAGUUUUACUUGUACAUUGACUGAACUGAAACAUAAUCCCUCUCAUCCCCUCCUCUUCUUUUAACUCCUUUCUUUCAUUUCUACAUUUAAAUAUCCUCUACUUCCAUCGCUCCUUUGCUCUUCCAGCCUUCAUCAUAAUAAUCAUCCGGCCAUGUCAGCAGGGAGUUACCACCCUAAGUCACAAGUGAUAGAGCCGCGAUUGGUUUUCAGUCAGCAUUUGAUACGGCUAUCUAUUCACGGCCCGAUGACACAUUAGCUCCUGUUUCACCUCAGGGUGUCUGCUAUCUCUCUUCUGAUUUGUCACCGGAGCAUUUACUCCUCCCCCUGUGGUUCUGCUUCUGAUUCUCCCAAACUAGUCUGAGUGAACCUCCCACGCUUCCCCUUACCUCUCCAUGAAGCUACCGUUGAAGUCCCACUCUUUACAUGUCACACUGUCGCUGCACCCUGAAGAUAUAUUGUGAAAGUCAAUCAAAUCAAAUCAUGGUCCUGUAGAGCUCAGUGUGUGGGACAUUUAAGCGUACGCUGCCAAGGUUGGGGAUUUGAUUCCAUACUAAGAAUGUAUGCACUCAUGGCACUGUAAGGGAUAGUGGCACACACCAAAUAGCAUGUAGUUAUGUUAUUAUGUUGAGGGUGGGGGCACUUCUACAAAAGCUGCUGCUGUAGGCCCUGAAUGUCCUCCUUGUACCUUUUCCUCUUGCCCCCUGUUGCUGCAUCUGUCCCUUCCAGGGAAGCCUUAUUUGUCUAAUGCACUAAAUCUAAGGAUGCCACGCUAAACCCCCACCCUACCUCUGCUCAUCCCACAUCUAUCCCCCACUCAAACUACUUUCAUUUAGUAAAAGGCCCUUCGGUGUCGUCCAGUGAUUGUGAUACCCGUCCCAAAAAACAGCCCACUAUGACGAGGAACUACGCUCGUAUUGGACGAUUCUGCAGGUUGCUAAUGCAGGAAGGUGUCUGGUCAGUACUUCAGUCAGGCGACUCACAUGGAGGAAGGGAUUGUUAUGUGAGUGUAGAAUAUGUUUGGCACAAGGAAACAUCGAGCUCAGCGCAGCAGGGAGUGGGAUGUGGUGAUAAUAACCAACACCAGAAUAUGAUACUCACAACAUUGUUGUUGUCUGCACGGGUGUCAAAGAUCUAGAUUUUUAAAAAUAGUUGCGAUUGCACAUAAUCUGAACGCUUUUGCAGAAUUGUCCAAUAUCAACGUUCUGUCUGGUGAUAGGGUUGCAAAAAAAACAGCACAUCCUAAAACAUUUGCACACCAUAUCUCAAACACAUUCAAGCAUAUAUUACAUUGUAUAACACGACCCUCCUCACCCAGAUCACUUCCCAAAUCAGCAAAAAGACAUUUUGCAUUCAUUGCUACGCCAAAACAAGACAGCGAAUACAGGCGUUGCCACUCUGACACUGUACUGUACAGUCAACUUACUAUAGCCUAUUACCUGCUCUGUGAGUGUAUGCAUACAAGUGUGUGAAUGCAUGUACAGUGUGCGUGUGUGUGUGUGUGUGUGUGUGUGUGUGUGUGUUCGUGGUCUAUGCCUGCGCCUCAAUGUGACCGUCUAGUGAAUGUGUAGCAUGCUUUCAUGCACGAGGCCCAGACUGUAAAUGUGUACCUGCAUGUGGUGACUGAUCGCUACGAGACAUAAUAGAACACUAAACCAAACCAAAACGCAGGCCGACGUACUUCCACUACCUGGGAACGUUUGGCCUCUCCGCUCUGAGAGGAUUUAACGGGCGCAUUACAACCGAAUCAGCUUCGAAAACACCUUUGUUCGGAAUCCUCACCAGUGAAUUGAACUGAGAGCUAUUGUAGUCAAUGCAGACUCCUAUCACUUCUAGUCAGAUUCAAACCUUUCCGAUACGUUACAAUUCAAAAGUAUGCUUAAUGCAAGAUGAAUGCCACGAGCUAAGAAGAUUAUUAUCUUCCAAAUCUCUAAACUCACACAGUAAUCUCCUCACAUAGGAAUGGGAACCGUUUGAAAAGAUAGUAGAACAUGUAGCAAACGAUGAUUCCUCUCUCAUCCUCCUUCAAUCUUACAGUAUGCCUACUUCAUGUACAGUAUAUCCCUUUUCUCAACCACAACCUCUGCAAGCCAAAGUCAAUGUGUGUUUACUCUUCACAUACAGGAGGCCGUAGUUUCUUCAAAGGGAACACAUAAGAUACGACGGAGCUAACCAUUUUUCUUGGGGGGGUUCUGCUAGAAAGAACUGUGCAACAGUGCAAAAAUGAUACGUUUAAGAAAAGAAAAUCCUAGUUGCUAAGUAUUUCAUUGAAAGUGUUAGACUAGACGUCAUUGACUACAGCGGAUCAGUUUGUCCAGCAGUGAAAAAGUACAACAUUGAAGGAGAAAAGUAUUUUUCUACAGCUCCGAUCCACAGGUCCUCCUCGGGUGGGUGUGCACAACAGAGCUGGGUGGAGCUAUCAGCCUUCACUUCCUGUGUUUUUGUUUAAUCAUAAGGAGGCCGAGGAGAAAACUGCUCAAAUAUAUUUUUAACAACCGUAGUCUCGAGAAUGAUAACGUUCAUUUCUAAACCAUAAUCCUUUCCUUUUAAAGGAUUUCAAAAUGGUUGCUCUUGACGUAAAUAGGAUUGUAGAAGGUUUAGGAGUAGGGAGUACUACAGAAAACAUGCAGAAACUAUUUUAAUACAAUUCUAUAAAGGGUAAACUACAAACGUAUUCAAAUAUUGCCACUAAUGCUUUUAAAGUUGGCUACUGUUUGUUUAUUUGUCUCGGAGAAGGCGUGCCAUGUUCUUCUUGUGCUCUGUGUUCGCUGUGGCCAAGUGUCGAGUCAGUGUGUCCCCGACUUGCUGAGAUCGGCUUCUCUCGCAAACAACUAGAUAUUCCUUUUAUCUUCUGUAUAUUUUUGGCACAAAGCUGUAUAAUGUAGUUGUUUUUUAUGUACAUUUUUUAAUGGUUUCUUCCAUACGUGUGGUUCUUUUGCUCCUGGGUGCACUGUUUUUUGCUGAUUUGUUGAUAUUGCUUCCAUGCAACAAUGAAAGCUAUUUAUUGCAAAUA
Messenger RNA from Cottoperca gobio, 7414 nucleotides. It is a transcript of the gene slc7a14a, whose product is annotated as solute carrier family 7 member 14a. Gene Ontology annotation, biological process: transmembrane transport; amino acid transport. The record is from RefSeq and is a predicted model, not a curated record. Bases 515 to 2812 code for a protein of 765 amino acids. The transcript is spliced from 10 exons. NCBI's taxonomy places the organism in Eukaryota, Metazoa, Chordata, Actinopteri, Perciformes, Bovichtidae. Gene Ontology annotation, molecular function: amino acid transmembrane transporter activity. Gene Ontology annotation, cellular component: plasma membrane.